Komagataella phaffii GS115 is the source of this 384-nucleotide messenger RNA. RefSeq lists its product as uncharacterized. Gene Ontology annotation, biological process: RNA catabolic process. The transcript has a single exon. Gene Ontology annotation, cellular component: ribonuclease H2 complex. The record is from RefSeq and is a predicted model, not a curated record. Bases 1 to 384 code for a protein of 127 amino acids. NCBI's taxonomy places the organism in Eukaryota, Fungi, Ascomycota, Pichiomycetes, Pichiales, Pichiaceae.
AUGCAAGAGAAGUACGUUGUUUGUGAGGGAAGUCUCCCCAGAUUGGAGGCAUCAGUUGUUCCAUGCAGUAUCAAGCACACAAGGGAGGUGAAAGGGCUUGGAAAUUACUGGAUGGUUGAAAAGAACGCAGACGGCACUUUGGAAUCGUAUCUCAGAGGAAGAAAGUUAAAAGGUAAAGAGCUCCAUUUGAACGGAUACAAGGGAUAUCUCUUACAAAAAGAGAAUAAUGAGGACAAAAUAGAUGAUAAUGUAAAUGUCAAUUACUCAGCAAUUGGCGAAAUCGAAACUUUUCAAAACUUUGGACACGAGAGAAUACCGGAUGCAAAUGAUUCCACUAAUAAGAUUCAAGAAUGGUUGAAAGUAAGCAGCAUAAUUCACGAAUAG